AUCUCAGUGGCCCUGGGGUUGGUUUGGGGGUCGUCUCAAUGCCUUUCCAUCCAUCCCAAUGAGUUUGGGUCCAUCUCAGUGUCCCUGGGGUUGGUGUGAAGGCCGUUUCAUUUCCUUCCUAUCCAUCUCGAUGACUCUGGGGCCAUCGUGGUGUUGUUUUGCUGCCUUUGGGUGCGCAGUUGGACGAGUUCUACGUGGGUCAGAUCCCUCUGAAAGAAGUGACCUUCGCCCGCCUGAACGACAACGUGCGGGAGCCCUUUUUGGCCGAAAUGUGCCGCAAAUACGGCGAGGUGGAGGAGGUGGAGAUCCUCCACCACCCCAAAACCCGAAAGCACCUGGGCUUGGCCCGCGUCCUCUUCACCAGCACCCGCGGCGCCAAGGAAACGGUCAAACACCUCCACAACACGCCGGUGAUGGGCAACGUCAUCCACGUCCAGCUGGACAUCAAGGGGCAGCAGAGGAUGAAGUACUACGAGUUGAUCGUCAACGGGGCCUACACACCCCAAACUGUGCCCACGGGUGGCAAGACACCGGGCACAGGGGACAAGGCUGAGGCGGUAUGGAGGGGGGGAAAAGUCCAAAAGGGGGCUUUUGGGGUCGGGGGUCGUUUUGGGGGUGGGAGAGAUCUUGCUGGGGUCUGGAGGGUGUUUUUUUGGGGCUGGAGGGGGUUGGUUUGGGACUGAAGAGUUGGUUGUGGGGGACAAGGUGGAGGAAUUAUGGAGAAGAAAACC
Messenger RNA from Phasianus colchicus (ring-necked pheasant), 731 nucleotides. The record is from RefSeq and is a predicted model, not a curated record. Lineage: Eukaryota; Metazoa; Chordata; Aves; Galliformes; Phasianidae.